AAAAGAGAGAGACGGGGGGCUCAGACUGAGUCCUGAGGCGGAGAGACAGAGAGGCACAAUCGGAACCAUCACAGAAAACUUGGACAGCACUUAACGAGCAUAACGAGGCUAAUGAAGGUGACGGCUGUGUUGACCGUGCCUUCGUACCGUUGUUGGGUGAAAGAGCUUCCCGCCAGCGCGUUGCCCAAUUAGAGGAUCGGGCUUUUAGCGGUGUGCUGGUGUCACUGGAGCGUGGAGUGGGAGGCCAGGGUUCAGAAUAUUAAUAGACUGCAAUCACUCCAUCCAUCUGUUGCUGGGAAUAAAGAGUAACACACUCUCCUCCUCUUUUUGAUUGAGGGAGGGCAGCAGGAGGGCGUGUACCCGAGGAACGGAGAGAGAGAGAGUGAAGGGGAGAGUGCAUCAAACAGCUCACAUAUACUGCUCUUUGGAGAGAGGGAUUGAGGAGGGAGAUAAAAACAUUUACAGAGGUGUGAGAGAGAGAGACAGAGAAACACACUCAAGGUCUCUCUCCCCUCCCUUGAGCUUGUGUGUGUGUGAACGGGAACGUGUGUGUGUGUGUGUGUGUGAGAGAAAGAGAGGGCAGGUGUGAAGUUAAUGGGACAGUAGGUAAUGCAUUUCAUGCAGUGUCAGCGGGAUGGCAGUAGGAGGCGCUGUGCCCCUCCUCCUCCUCUCCUCCUCUCUCUACUCCUCCUAUCCCUCGCUCCGGGACCAGGCCAAGCGGUCAUUCACUUCCCUCCAAACUAUGAAAUGCCCGAGAUUCUCCAGCCCCCACUGAUCACUGCUCAGUCGGUGUCCACAGUGGCCUACGUUACGGAAGACAUCACUCUCACCUGCGAGGCCUCUGGCAUUCCAACACCGACGUUUCGCUGGGUAAAAGAUGGGACGGUGUUUGACCCCAGCAGCGACCCUCACCUGUCCCUAACGCCAGGUUCUGGAACGCUCACUGUGGCAUCUGGCUAUGCCUCUAUCAGCCGGUACCAGGGCAACUACAGCUGCUAUGCCUCAAAUGAACUUGGCACUGCCAUCUCUGACCAGAUUCAGCUAAUCACAGAAAGCAUCCCCGGUUUGCAGAAGGAGAAGCUCAUCAGGAAGAAGGUGUCAGAGGGGGAGAGCGUGGUCCUCACCUGCAACCCCCCCCACAGCACAGACUCCCCUCACAUCCACUGGAUGGAUAACAAGCUGAGGCACAUACAGCAGAGUGCCCGUGUGAUCCAGGGCCGGGAUGGAAACCUCUACUUCUCCAACGUGAUCCUGGAUGACAGUCGCAGUGACUACAGCUGCCACAUCCAGUACAUCACAGCCCGGACCAUUCUGCCCAAAGAUCCCAUCGUCCUCUAUGUCUCGUCGUCUAACACGGUGGCGUCUAACAGGAAGCCACACAUGGUCAGGCCCUCUGGCUCCCGGAGCUCUUAUUUGGCCCUCAGGGGCCACUCCUUUGAGCUGGAAUGCAUCCCACAGGGACUGCCCACUCCCGACAUUCAGUGGGUGAGGAAAGACGGGGAGCUGUCUGAGACCCGCACCUCCCAGGAGAGCUUCGGCAGGGUGCUGCACUUCAGCAACAUGUCUGAGGCAGACAGCGGGGAAUACCAGUGCCUGGCCAGAAACAGCCAGGGCAUUGCCACACACACGUACACCGUCAGUGUGGAGGCGGCUCCGUCCUGGACCAAGCGGCCGGAGAGCGACCUGUUCAUGCUGGGAGACACGGUGCAGCUGAUCUGCGAGGCUGAUGGCAUCCCCACCCCCACCAUCACCUGGAGAAUGAACGGGAACCCCCUGUCAGAUGUUGACCCAGACCCCAGGCGCAGUGUACAGGGCGGGGCACUGAUUCUGAAAGAUGCAAAAGCCAGUGACACUGCAGUGUUCCAGUGUGAAGCCUCCAACCAUCACGGCAGCAUCCUGGUCAAUGUCUACGCCUAUGUCCUCGAGUUUCCUCCACAGAUUCUGACAGACGACAGACAGACAUACAGAGUGACGGAAGGACAGACUGCUUCGCUGGACUGCAAAACAUUUGGCUCCCCCAGACCCACGGUGAAAUGGGACAGCGAGCGCUCCACCAUAAAGUCUGACCCCAGAGUGACUCAGCUCAAAACUGGAGCCCUGCAGAUCAAAGAUGUUUCCCACAAUGACUCUGACACCUUCACCUGCUCCGUCCCCGACACCACCCUCUCCAUCACCGCCUCGCUAGAAGUGCUGAACAGGACCGUGAUCGUGACCCCGCCCCAGGCGCUGCGUAUCCGGCGUGGGCAUGACGCUGUCUUGAGCUGCCACGCCCAGGUGGACUCCAAGCUGGACCCACCGCAGUUUCAAUGGAGAAUGGAAGGACAGAAGCUCUUCGCUUCCUCCUCUGAAGACAAGUACACAUUUAGAGAUCAUAACCUCAUAGUGAGUAAUGUCCAGUGGGAGGAUGCAGGCGAGUACACCUGUGAUGCCAUCACAACUCUGGACAAGGCGGUGGCCAAUGGCUCCAUUACUGUCAUCGACCGACCGGACCCCCCCUCGCUGCCAGACCUCCUGGAAAAGCACAACCGCAGUGUGAUACUGAGCUGGACCCCCGGAGAGGCCAACCACAGCCCCAUACUCGAGUUUGUGGUGGAGUUUGAGGAGCAGAAGUUUGGGGCAGGGAAGUGGGAGGAGGCGAUACGGGUCCCGGGGGAUGCAGACGAGGCUAAGGUCACUUUGCGGCCCUUUGGCACCUACCACUUCCAGGUCAUCGCUGUCAAUGACGUGGGGAAGAGCAACCCCAGCGAGAUCUCUGAUGUGCAUACCACUCCCCCUGCUGCUCCAGAGAGUAACCCUGAGGGAGUGCGAAGCGAGUCGACUGAACCGGAUGUGCUGGUGAUCACAUGGGAGGAAAUGGAGAAGAAGAACUUCUUUGGUCCUGACUUUCAUUACAAAGUGAUGUGGAGGUUGGCACGCAGCCAUCAGGACCCUCACUGGGAACACAAAAUGGCUACCGCACCUCCCGUCACUGUUCAUGAUGCUGGAGCCUUCACAGCCUAUGAGAUGAAAGUUCAGGCGGUCAAUCAAAAGGGGGAGGGACCGGAGCCCAGCCCUGUAAUUGGACACUCUGGAGAAGAUUUUCCUCUGGAGCCCCCUAUCGAUGUUGGGGUGAUGUUAUUAAACAGCACCGCUGUGGAAGUGAAGUGGGCCCCCAUAGAUCAGGAGUCAGUACGAGGUCAUCUCCACGGAUACAGGGUGCACCUGUAUAAAGACCGCGAGGAGAGGGGGCGCAGGGAGGAGCACGGCAGCGCGUUGGUGGUGCAGACGAGGGCCAACCAGGAGAACGCCGUGCUGGAGGGGCUACAGCCGUUCUCCCACUACAAAGUCACCGUCACCGUCUUCAACAGCGUUGGGGAGGGGCCGCACUCAGACCCGUUACCUUUCCGCACGCUGGAGGGAGUGCCCAGUGAGCCGACGUCUCUGCGGCUCGACAGUCCAUCGGAGACCGAGAUGACCCUGCACUGGACUCCCCCUGCCAAGGUCAACGGCAUUCUGAUUGGAUACCUGCUGGAGUACCAUGAGAUUGGAGAGGGCAGGGAUAAACAGCUGCACGAGGAGAGAAUAGAAAACCUGACCGCUUCUCACAUCAGUGUGGGGAACCUGGACCCCCACAGCCACUACCUCUUCUCCCUGCGUGGCCUCACCUCAGCUGGGAAAGGGGACGCCAUUGUCAAGGAAGGCGCCACCUUGCUGGAAGGAGUCCCUCCGACCAACAUCAACACGUCCGUCGGAGAGACAUCGGUCAACGUGAGCUGGGUGACCGGCGUGCGCUACAGAAACGUGAGGUUCCACAUCUUCCACCGGAAAAACGGCGAUGGAGAGUGGAUCGAGUCAGAGGAGCUCAACUCCGCUCAGUCAUUCUAUGAGCUGGAGGGCCUGGAUCCUGGCUCAGAGUACCUGCUUCAUUUCGUGUACGACAACAGAACCUUCUGGGAGAUGGACAUCACGACGAAGGGCCAGAAUAGGAACGGCGGGGUGUGGAGGAUGACGGGGGGCUUCGCCACUGAGAGCUGGUUCAUCGGGGUCAUCAGCGCCCUCGUGCUGCUGCUGCUGGUACUGCUCAUCCUCUGCUCUGUCAAACGGACCAAGGGCGGCAAGUACUCAGUGAAGGACAAGGAAGCGGGCCAGGUGGACUCUGAGGCUCGACCAAUGAAGGACGAGACGUUUGGAGAGUACAGGUCCUUGGAGAGUGACAAUGAGGAGAAGCAGACUGCCAGCCAGACCUCUCUGUGUGUGGCCAGUAAGGUGGGCAGCGAGGGGAACCUCAUGCAGUAUGCACACGGCGUGGGCGUGGACUCCCACAACGACGCGUCCUUCGCUGACCAAUACAGCGACCCGGGGGUGGGGCCUGGGCCAGAGUCCCAGGACAGCCUGGGGGCCAGCUCCCCCGUCACUUCUGUCACCGCAACCUCUGUCAGCCCUUGCCUCCCCAGCUCUGAAGUCCUGGCCUAAAUCAGACAGGGUCAGACCAGCAGUCGCCAGAAUCAGGACCGCCUCCAAAAGCACACAGACCCCCUCCGCAUGCCCCGCACGCUCACCGCCUCCCCGCAGACUACCCCCUCCACACCCCCCAACACACAUGCCCUGCUUGCGUACCAACUCAUUUAGAUGCCCCAACACUAAGAAAACCUCUCUCCACACACCCGUGCACAACGGACACAACUGCCCCUCCCCCAACACAUGGAUCGGAUGGUGAGACACGGUGCAGGAUUGACACACCGUCAAAGCAAUCCGCCAACCCGCCCUGUCCUCUGGCAGGAACAGGCUGGUGCACAGCAAGACUCAAACUGACUCGAAACAGGGACUGAUCAACACACUGACCCUGCUGCCUACUGACACUGAUCUGACCUCACACACACACACACACAGAAUGUGUGAGUCUGAUAAAGUAUCCUAUUAAUUGUUUACAGAUCUUGCCUGGCCUUGUUUGAGGUAGUUUACAGACGUAGGAGGGGGAUGACCCGUAGGCCAUUCUCUCUCCCACAUCACUGUAUCUUCCUCUCCAUGGUGUUUGAUGAAGGAGAAAGGAGAGUGACUUGUCUGCACACUGGGAGAGUAGACUGACAGGGAAGCAGAGAUACAGGGAAUAAUCACUAAGCCACAGCCAGCUACCGAGCGUAGAUAGACAGAGACCAGACCAAUGAGAUAAGGAGUGCAAAGACAGGUGAUGAAAACAAAAGAGACAACAAACAGGCACUGAGACCAUAGAUAUGGCAGAGAGCGAAGACACAGGAAGUUUGAGCAGUGAGGCAGGAAAUGCAGGAAAAAAGAGAAAUAACAGCAGAGAUAACAGAAACAAGAACAAAUCAACUGGUUACCCGGCAUAAAGGGGGAAGGAAUGAGGAAAAAGUGACAACAUUACAGGAAAGCAAAGAUAUAGGAAAUGAGAGAGUGAGUGACAGAGAGAGAAAGAGAGAGAAUGUGAGAGGGGGGGAUAUAAGUGGAAAGAGACAGGGACAUUAAUACAGUGUAACAGUGUAAACAUACAACACUGGGAAUGCACAAUUUUGUAUUACAUGUAUUCAUAUUUUAAAUGACAUGUUUUAAAGUGUCUUGAUCAUAACAGUCUGCCAGGGAGAUGGGUGUUAGUGUAUUUGCUAAUGUAACUUAAUUUUAUUAUAAGUUAUUUUUCCAUAUUAUGAUUUUGUAAUUUUAUAGUCAAUAUGAUAUUUUAUAUGUUUUGUUGGUUUUCCAGUGUGAUUUAUAGUUGUCAUCUUGACUGGAAUGAGGAAUCUGUAUUUUUCUUGCUUGUUCAGCUUCAUUUUAAUGUAUUUACAGUAAGGGUUUUGCUGUCAUCACCAUGCAGUUCUCUGUUGAAUUAUCUUUGAAUUAAACAGCAUAUCCACUGUAGACUGACAGAAUCCUCCAUCCUCCCAGUUAUGAUAAAGCACAACAGCAUGAUCUGUGCUGAUUGGCAGAUUUUGUAGAUCAUAAGAGAUUCCUGUGAAUUAAAAACAUCUGCAUGAAACUUCCUAUGUAUAUCAACCAUGUAGAAUACAUGCAUUUUAUGGCUAGGGAGUAAGUAAUAGUUUCUGUUCCAAAUAUCCUACACUCUGAAUUUCAGUGUGGUAUACAUAUACUGCGUGUGCACGCGCAUGCGUGUGUGUGUAUGCUUUAAUGUGUGUGUGAGUGUGUGUGUGAAAAUGUGUGUGUGUGUGUGAGUGAGAGAGAUAAAGUGAAAUAGAGAGAGGGAGAGAGAAGGAGAGAGUAAUAGAGAUGAAGUGUGAAAGAGAGAUCUAAAAUGUCUCUCUGAAUGUAAAAAGAAAUUGUGUCAUUCAUUGGAGACAUUGUUUGAAAUAAAAUGUGUGAUUUAUGUUUUAUUUCAAAACUGACAGGAUAUAAGGGAGGUUUUUUAAAGUCUGGUUCAGUGAUGACCGUAUGAAAUCCCUUAUUUUUCUUAUUGUUUCCAGUGAAUAUUCGUAGUGAGCUGAUGUUUUAGAAAAUUAGGACAUAGUUGAAAUAUUGAAAAGAAAAAAAACCCCUUUGUCCACCCACUGGUCUUUUAGUGAUAGUAACUGCAAUGUAAAUAUGAAAAAUAAAAUACACACUGUAUGAAACAUCAGUAGCUAUUGUCAUUUAGAAAUAUACAACAGAGAUUCAUCUCUUCACAUUGCUGAGGGCAGGAAGUACAGUAGCUGUCUGUUAAGUGCACUAAUGCACGCUCUCCAGCAGGGGGACUGCAGGCUCCCUUGCCCACAAAAAAACUGAGCAGUAACUAUGGAAAACGGACAGGUCACUUUCUGGGUUUUUAAAUAUUAUUUCAGUUUCAGUGGUGUUUGUUUUUGAUUGGCCCAGAUGCUUUUUAUGCAUAAUGAAUUAUAUUUCUACAUAUUUUGAAAAGUUUUUGACAUCCUACAAGUUUUAGAAUGGUAGGUACGGGGCACACAGAAAGUAAAAUAAAUUACAAGAAAAUACACUAGUAACUCCAAAGCAGCAAUGUUAUGCCUCCAGAGAUUGUAUGUAUAGUUAUUACCCAAUUACUCUUUAACAUGUUUAAUAUUGUUUGUUUACUUUUGUUAACAAUAAUCGCUGAUUUCUUUGGCUAACUUUACACUUAUCGAUUAUAGAUUGGCCUCCUAUGCCUUCUUGCACUUUUGUAUUCCUGAGAUUAAUACCAGCGAUCUCCACUUUUUUAAUUCAUCUGUUUAUAUGCACAGCCUCUGGAAAAGUAACACUGCUGUACAAGCAAACACUAAACAUACACCAAAACUGAAAUAAUUUUUAAAAACAUCUAGUAAAUUAACUAUCCCUUUAAACAACACACUGAUCUGAGUGUAAAAAUCACCAAAUUGUCUCAGCCUCUAUAUUUAUAAUGCUCACACAUUACUGCCACCCACAAGAUGGCACAUUUCAAGUUCUCAUUAAAGUAUACUGCAGCAUCCAUUCUUUCUCGUUAAGCUCCAUCUUGUUAAAUUUGAUUCUGUUUCCACUCAAAGUAAUGAAUCCUGAGAGAUUUGGAAAUGUCUAUAUCCAUGUUACUGCAGGGGGGAGAGGGGAGCUGGGCAGGACCCUGUUGGGGGUACAGACACAUACUGUGCUGCCCAGCUGACUCUGGGGCACAGGGGAGGGUAGUGGUGGUGCUAGGGGGGUAAGGAGGGAGGUGCCGUGUGGUAACUUCCUCCCUGUCUCCUUGUUCAUUUCUUUUUUAUAUACAACAGAAAGACCAAUAAAAAGCACGGUCAAAAUGUAUCAUAAUAAUGAUAAUGAUUAUGAUAACAACUUCUAUGAAACGGACACGGGGUGUAAUUACAGUGGUGAUGUGGUGGUCUGUGUGUGUGGAGGGGGGAGGGGGUGGUGGUGAAAUGCCUUGUAGGGUGAGUUAUAUUGUACCUGCUUUUUUGCAUAAGCCACUGUAAUGUAAUUAAACCAAUAAAACCCCUGAAAUAUGCACAAGCCA
Molecule: messenger RNA, 7897 nt
Organism: Anguilla rostrata (American eel)
Lineage: Eukaryota; Metazoa; Chordata; Actinopteri; Anguilliformes; Anguillidae
Gene: l1cama
Product: L1 cell adhesion molecule, paralog a
Exons: 31
Coding region: 610-4452 (1280 amino acids)
Biological process (GO): cell-cell adhesion; brain development; axon guidance
Cellular component (GO): axon; plasma membrane
Molecular function (GO): cell-cell adhesion mediator activity
Source: RefSeq, a predicted model, not a curated record